GGCACAAUGUCCCUGCCUGUGCUGGAGAAAAAGGGGGACAUCAUCUUGGGAGGACUCUUCUCCCUUCAUGACAUGGUGGUGGAGCCGUAUUUGGCUUUCACCUCUCCGCCUCCUCCCACAAAGUGUACCAGGUUUAAUUUUCGGACUUUCCGUUGGAUGCAGACUAUGAUCUUUGCCAUCGAGGAGAUCAACAGAAAUGGCAAUUUCCUUCCAAAUAUCACACUUGGCUAUAAGAUCUAUGAUUCAUGUAGUACACCCCAUCAGGCUUUGAAAACUGCUAUGGAGCUGAUGGGAACUGAGAAGGGUUCAGAUCUAGAAAAGAGUCUGAGUAGCGGCACUUGUCAUGGUAAUGUACCAGUGGUGAUAGGAGACGGUGGCUCCACUCAGUCUAUCGUCGUCGCUCAUUUCCUGGGAGUCUUUCAUGUUCCACAGGUGAGCUAUUUCUCAAGCUGUGCCUGUCUGAGUGACAAAAAGGAGUUUCCUGCCUUUUUAAGGACAAUGCCUAGUGACUUCUUCCAGGUAGACGCACUCGUACAGCUGGUCAAGCAUUUUGGCUGGACUUGGGUGGGAGUUAUUGCAGGCGAUGACGCCUAUGGUCGUGGUGGGGCAAAUAUAUUUGCAAAUAAGGUUCAAAAGCUAGGUGUUUGCAUUGCAUUUUAUGAGAUAAUUCCCAAGAAUGGGGAACAGACUCAUAUUGCAUCUAUUGUUUCAACCAUCCGUUCAUCAGAGGCUCAGGUGAUUCUGGUGUUCGCUGUGGAACAAGAUGCAGCAACACUUUUUGACCAGGCACUCAGAGAUGGACUAUCUGGAAUACAGUGGCUAGCCAGUGAAGCUUGGAGCACAGCUGCCAUCUUCUCCUCCCACAGAAAAUAUCAUCAUAUCCUCCAGGGAACUAUGGGGUUUGCCAUUCGGGGAGCAUACAUCUCUGGAUUUCAAGACUUUCUGCUUCGCUUAAAUCCCUCAAGUUCAGAUGACCAUGAAGAUAAUUUCCUUGUAACAUUCUGGGAAGAGGUUUUCCAGUGCAGGUGGCAGGCUGAAAGUCAGGAACAUAAAUCUGAGGGUAAACCUCCAUGUUCUGGAAAAGAACAGCUUGGGGGCAAAAAAAGCAUAUAUUCAGAUGUAUCAGAGCUUAGGAUUUCCUACAAUGUCUAUAAAGCUGUGUAUGCUGUUGUGCAUGCACUGAUGUCAAUGAGAAGGUGUGUGAAAGGAACAGGACCAUUUCUACAACAUGCUUGUCCAGAUAUAGACAAUAUUAAGCCGUGGCAGUUACUUCAUUACAUAAAACAGGUGCAGUUCUUGAACUCAGUUGAUGAUGAAAUCAAGUUUGAUGAGAACGGCGACCCUUCAGCCAUGUAUGACCUGGUUAACUGGCAACUGAAACCAAACGGAGAGAUGGAGUUUGUCGCGAUAGGCAGAUUCGAUGAGACAACUGACACUUCAAAUCAAAAACUUCAGAUCAAGGAACAGAAUAUCCUCUGGAAUGGGAACCAAACCCAAGUGCCCUUAUCAAUGUGCAGCACCAUUUGUCCUCCAGGCACACGGAAGGCAAUCAGACCUAACGUCCCCAUCUGCUGCCAUGAUUGUGUGGCUUGUACAGCUGGGGAGAUUAGCAAUCAGACUGAUGCCAUAGAGUGUGUACAAUGCCUCCCAGAGUUCUGGUCCAAUGCUGAGAGAACUGCCUGUAUCCCCAAACAGGUGGAGUUCCUCUCUUUCAGCGAUACAAUGGGCAUAACUCUGAUGGUUUCGUCUCUCAUUGGCACCCUCAGCACUGGCGUUGUGGUCUUCAUAUUCUUCUUUAACAGAACCAGCCCCAUUGUCAGAGCUACGAACUCUCAGCUGAGCUUCCUUCUGCUUUUCUCCUUAGCACUUUGCUUCUUGUGUUCUUUGACCUUUAUUGGUCAGCCAUCUAAGUGGUCCUGCAUGCUGCGCCACACAGCAUUUGGGAUCAGCUUCGUCCUCUGUAUUUCCUGCAUGUUGGGGAAGACAUUGGUGGUGUUAAUAGCCUUCAAGGCCACACUUCCAGGCAGUAAUAUUAUGAAGUGGUUUGGGCCUGUACAGCAAAUGGCGAUAAUCAGCUUUUGUACUCUAGCCCAGGUCAUGAUUUGUACAGUUUGGCUGGCUGUUGCACCGCCAACCCCCCGGCGAAUGAUGCCACGUGAGAGUGCUGUUGUUAUUCUCUUGUGUGAUGAAGGUUCACGCGUUGCAUUUGCUUUGGUCCUGGGGUAUAUCGGCCUUCUAGCCUGCUUCUGCCUUCCCUUGGCCUUCUUAGCAAGGAAACUUCCAGACAACUUCAAUGAAGCCAGACUCAUCGUGUUCAGCUUGCUCAUUUUCUGUGCAGUGUGGAUAGCAUUUAUUCCUGCUUACAUUAGCUCUCCGGGAAAGUACACCACGGCCACCGAGGUGUUUGCUAUCUUAGCUUCCAGUUAUGGAUUGCUGGGCUGCAUUUUUGCCCCGAAGUGUUACAUAAUCCUGCUUAGGCCAGAAAAGAACACAAGGAAACACCUUAUGUCCAAAGCUUCAUUUGGUAAAUUUUAA
This is a messenger RNA of Cololabis saira (Pacific saury), 2535 nucleotides long. RefSeq names its product extracellular calcium-sensing receptor-like. Lineage: Eukaryota; Metazoa; Chordata; Actinopteri; Beloniformes; Belonidae. Gene Ontology annotation, biological process: G protein-coupled receptor signaling pathway. The record is from RefSeq and is a predicted model, not a curated record. Gene Ontology annotation, cellular component: membrane. Gene Ontology annotation, molecular function: G protein-coupled receptor activity. The transcript has 10 exons. Bases 7 to 2535 code for a protein of 842 amino acids.